GAUUCAACUCUCAAAUAGUAGCAAACGUGCACUGUACACAAAUAAAACAAAUCGUUUGAGUGUUGUUUAAGUUUUCGUGUGUUGUUUUGGUUUUUACACAUUUUUCUUUUCAAUCGAUCUUAUUUUCAUUUAAUUUGUAUCCUUUGAUUUGAAAUUGAAGUAAAUUCCAUUUCUCCCGCUCAUCCGCAAUCUAUAUCAAUCUAUGUGCAAAUGUAAUAGUUUUAUCAAUAAACGGUCUACGGAUAAUUCUGGGCGAUGAGAAUGACGCACACACGUACCGCGUAAUAGUUAUUCAAAACAAAAAAUCAGAUAAAACGAAAUGAACGCCAGACGACCAGUUAAAUUAAACAGUUGAAACGGAAUCGGAGGAUUCCAAAGCCUUCGUGUUUCCUUGGUGAUUUUUGUGAUACUCAAAUUUAUUGUGAAUGCGUUAGAUACCGACGUCGUUUACGUUUUAUCGUUCCGAUGCAGCUUUUCAAAUCAAUCAAAUACGUCACAUUUUUAGUUAGCAAUUCCAUUUUAAAAAAGAAAAAACGCGAACGAAAUAUCAAGUGCUUAAGUUAGUUUUAAAGAAAAUCGUAAAACAAUAAAUUAACGAAUAGUGAAAUUAGAUAGUAUAACAACAAAUCCGACAAUAAAUUGUAACCAAAAAAAGUAAACUCAAAAAAUCGAAAACCGAAGAGAAUACACCGCAUUAGCAGCUAUACAUAAUGAUUACAUCAAUUUUAUCCCGUUGUAUUAUAUUGAUCCUUGGUACACUUUAUCCGGCCUAUGCCUCAUACAAGGCGGUUCGAAAUAAAGAUGUUAAAGAUUAUCUCAAAUGGAUAAUGUACUGGAUUGUUUUCGCAUUUUUUACAUGUUUUGAAACAUUCACCGACAUAUUUUUAUCAUGGUUUCCAUUUUACUAUGAGCUGAAAGUGGUCAUUGUGAUUUGGUUACUGUCACCAGUUACCGAGGGUAGUUCGGUGCUCUAUCGAAAUUUCGUCCAUCCGAUGCUGACUAAACGGGAAAAGGAAAUCGAUGAGUAUAUCAAUCAAGCCAAAGAGAAAGGCUGUAGUGCUGUUCUUCAGCUGGGCUCGCGAGGAAUGAAUUAUGCAACGACUGUGAUAAUGCAGACAGCGUUAAAGGUGAGUGAGGGUGGCGGAAAUUUGGUAUCAACUUUAAAAAAAAGUUACAGCCUAAGUGAUCUCUCUGAACCGGAUAUGCAACGAUCCCAAGACGAAGUUGAUGAAAUUGUGUAUGGCCGCUCCAAUCAAAUGGUUCAAUAUCGUCAGAUUCAACCAAAUCAGCGAUAUAUGAAAACACGGAUGCAACAUCCAAAUCAAAAUUAUAGCAAUGGAAUAAAUCGAUCUUCAUCGACCAGUAGAAGUGUUGACAUUUACUAUGAUGACAGGAUGACUAGAAGCUCUGACAACUAUGAUUACAUUAGAUCGUCAGAAGACAUAAGUUCCGGCUAUUCCAGUACAGUGGAACCAGUUUCGAUGGCGUUAAGUAGAACAUCAUCGUUAACAAAUGCACCAAGAUUUCGAACGAAAUCCAAACGUACUGAGGAAAAAAGCCUGUCAUCAUCUACAAGUUACUCGACGAUUCCUCGCACAAGGAAAACAGAACGAGAACGAACAAUAAAAACUCGGCUGCGCAAUAGUGACAAAUAUGUUUAGAGAUCUUAAGAUUUAUAGUAGUAACAAAUGUUCACACCGCAUCAAUGGCAUCCUUGUGUCAAAGAAGAAUUUGAAUAAAUCAAGCCAACAUGAUGAUUUUCUUAAGUAAAUCAAUGGCUACAUUACCUUCUGAGUGGCUACCAAUCGCUGCAAAAUACCCGAGAAUUAAAAAUUAAAAAUAUUCAUUUUUUUUUUUAAAUAUUUAACAUGUAAGGAAUUUCACGCUCAAAACCAAACCAAAUAGAAACAUUUUUCCGAUAUUGAUUAUAGUAUUGGUAGCGCAACUUAAAAAUGUCGUUUUUUUGGUAAAAAUAAAACUUUAUUUCAUAAAUUCUGUAAAUAACAUGUCAUUCAAAGUAUUGGCCAUCGGAAGCUAUAACCUUUUCCCAUCUUUCUGGCAGCAUAUUGAUUCCGCGAAAAAAGAACUGCUCAUUUUUUGAGGCUAAGUAAAAAUCAAUCCAAUUUUUGAUACCUUCAAUUGAAGUGAAGUGUACUCCAGACAUGUCAUUCUGCAUCGAUCGAAACAAGUAAUAGUCAGAAGGGGCAAUGUCUGGGCUAUACGGCGGGUUGGGCAAAACUUCCCAUCUACUAGCUUCCAAAUAGUUUUUAAUCGGUUGAGCAAUAUGAUGCCGAGCGUUGUCAUGAUGGAAAAUUAUUGACUCAUGUCCGGUCGCAUAUUCUGGCCGUUUUUCGUUCAAUGCUGCCUUUAAACGGGGCAAUUGUGUUCGAUACAGGUCUUCCGUGAUCGUUUCACCCGGUUCUAACAGCUCAUAAUAGAGGACACCCCUCUCAUCCCACCAAAUACAGAGCAUUUGGUGGAACAUUACCUUAGCACAAUGAAUAUAUUGCUGAUAUUGCUUGGGCGUUUCGUAAUGAAUCCAUUUUUCAUCACCAGUAACAAUUCGAUGCAAAAACGACUUCCUUUUGUGGCGCUCAAGCAGCAUUUCGGACAUGCACAAUCGUCUUUCAACGUCUCUUGGUUUCAAUUCAUGUGGUACCCAAUUUCCUUGCUUUUGAAUGAAUCCUAAUGCUUUUAAACGUUUUGAAAUGGCUUGGUGAGUCACUCCUAAUGAUUUCGCAAGUUCUUCUUGAGUUUGACACGAAUCUUGAUCGAGUAAUACCUCCAAUUCUUCAUCUUCAAACUUUUUUGGCUGCCCAGGACGUUCUUUGUCUUUUGUGUCGAAAUCACCACUUUUGAAGCGCGCAAACCAACGCUGACACAUUCUAACGUCUACAUCAUAGUCGGGAUAGGCUUCAGUGAGUAAACGAUGUGCUUCAGUUGCAUUUUUCUUUAAAUGGAAGAAGUAAAUUAAAACUUGCCGCAAAUGAUCUUUUGUUGGAACGAAAUUCGACAUUUUGAACGCAAUAAAAAACUUGUGUGUAUAAACUUGUAUUCACUUUGACAGAUGGAAUUUAAUAGUUUUUUUGACGCUCUUUAAGAUAAACUUGUUGACACUGUCAAAAAAAUGGCGCGUAUGAUACAUAAGAAGUUGACACAAAUACGACAUUUUUAAGUUGCACUACCAAAAUUUAAAAAAAAAAAAUUCGGCCAAACAACAUAAGAAAAUGUAAUUAAGAUAUAAAUUCCAAUCAUAUAACCAUUUUUUGUGUGUUUUUGUGUGGAAAAAAGAAAAUUAAAGGUGUUACCAUUUACUGAACAUUGAAAAACAUAGCUGAUGCUUGAUAGACAAUUUUAAAUGGAAAAGAAACAGCAACGGCAAAAUGAUAAAUUAAAUGAAAAGUUUAUCUAUUUAUUGAAAUUAUUCCAAGUAGUGAGGUCGAUUCUAUAAAUGUGAUAUCAAUGUAACUCGCGUCUUAGAACCGGCUUUUUCAUUGUACUAUUCCCAGAACUGACCCGGACUGGAAGAGUCACACGGUUGGCACAUAGCCGAUACAUUGUUAUUUGUUGCAAGGAGAAAUAUUUAAAUAUAUUAUUUGAUUCAAAUUAAGUUCUCCGCCCUACAUGUAAUUUCAAGACAAACAAAAAUUGAAUGAAAAUUGUUUUUUUUUUUCAAGUCAAUUAUCUUACUUUUAGUUUAUUUUAAAGCCAUAUUUUAAGAGAAACCGAUUUGAUAUGAAAAUAAAUGAAGAUUGUCAAUUGAAAGAGAGAAAAAGUUUGGCGUUU
This is a messenger RNA of Contarinia nasturtii (swede midge), 3786 nucleotides long. It is a transcript of the gene ReepA, whose product is annotated as receptor expression-enhancing protein 1. The record is from RefSeq and is a predicted model, not a curated record. The transcript is spliced from 8 exons. Gene Ontology annotation, cellular component: cytoplasmic microtubule; endoplasmic reticulum membrane; endoplasmic reticulum tubular network. The coding region runs from base 711 to 1661 and encodes 316 amino acids. NCBI's taxonomy places the organism in Eukaryota, Metazoa, Arthropoda, Insecta, Diptera, Cecidomyiidae. Gene Ontology annotation, molecular function: microtubule binding. Gene Ontology annotation, biological process: endoplasmic reticulum tubular network organization.